AACGCGAGCUCCGGAAGUGUUUGCAAAAAGGAUUAAAGAGCGGAGUGGAAACGCCGCGCGAGUGGAGCCGACUGUUUCUGCAGGGAUGGAAGUGACCAGGAAAAAUUUUAAAGAGUGCCUGGAUACGAUAUACAGCGCGAUACACGAAGCUGAGUUCCUAGCCAUCGAUGGAGAAUUUUCAGGAAUCAGUGACGGUCCCUCCGUGAGCGCAUUGACGAAUGGUCUGGACACGCCGGAAGAGCGCUAUCAGAAACUGAAAAAGCAUUCCAUGGACUUCCUGUUGUUUCAGUUUGGCCUCUGUGCUUUUAAAUACAGCCACGCAGAAGCAAAGUACAUCAUUAAGUCUUUUAACUUUUAUGUUUUUCCGAAGCCGUUGAACAGAAGCUCCCCGGAUAUCAAGUUUGUCUGUCAGAGUUCAAGCAUAGACUUUCUGGCCAAUCAGGGAUUUGAUUUCAACAAAGUGUUUCGUAGUGGUAUCCCCUAUCUGAACCAGGAGGAGGAGGGGCAGCUCAGGGAGCAAUACGAGGAGCGGCGCUCUCAGUCCAACGGAGCAGGGACCCCGUCCUUCGUGUCUCCCAACUCCUGCAAGGGGCCGGUUGUCAUUCCAGAGGAGCACAGAGCCUUCAUAGAGAGAGUCAUAGAGAAAGUUGAAAGCUUGUCAAACGGCUCCGAACAGUCCAGUGUGCAGUUGGAGCCCUGUACUGGAUUUCAGAGGAAGCUCAUUUAUCAGACCUUGAACUGGAAAUUUUCCAAAGGCAUUCAUGUAGAAACCGUGGAAACACAGAAGAAAGAGCGCUGCAUUUUAAUCAGCAAAGUGGAUGAGGAUGAAAGAAAAAGGAGAGAACGGCAGAAGCAGGAGAAAGAACAGGGAGAACUUGCUGACGCUGUGGGCUUCUCCAGAGUCAUUCAUGCCAUUUCCAAAUCGGGCAAGCUGGUCGUGGGUCACAACAUGCUGCUAGAUGUCAUGCACACCAUCCAUCAGUUUUACUGCCCGCUACCCGAGGAGCUGAGUGGUUUUAAAGAAGUGACGUUGUGUGUGUUUCCCAGGCUUUUAGACACCAAACUCAUGGCAAGCACGCAUCCAUUCAAGGAGCUCAUUCUCAACACGUCUCUCGCAGACCUGGAAAAGAGGUUAAAAGAAGCGCCUUUCAAGUCCCCGGAAGUUGACAGCGCCGAGGGGUUCCAGAGCUACAACACUGCCUCGGAGCAGCUGCACGAAGCCGGUUACGAUGCCUACAUCACCGGGCUCUGCUUCAUCUCCAUGGCCAACUUCUUGGGUUCGUUCCUCAGCCCUCCUAAACCACACGUUUCUGCCAGAUCGAAGCUCAUUGAGCCCUUUUUCAACAAACUCUUCCUCAUGAGAAUUGUUGACAUCCCCUACCUCAACCUGAGUGGACCUGACUUGCAGCCAAAGCGAGACAACGUCCUUUACGUCACGUUUCCUAAAGCGUGGAAGACGAGCGAUCUCUACCAGCUCUUCAGUGCCUUCGGGAACAUUCAGGUGUCCUGGAUUGAUGACACUCGCCGAGACUAA
Molecule: messenger RNA, 1534 nt
Organism: Polyodon spathula (Mississippi paddlefish)
Lineage: Eukaryota; Metazoa; Chordata; Actinopteri; Acipenseriformes; Polyodontidae
Product: poly(A)-specific ribonuclease PARN-like
Exons: 22
Coding region: 86-1534 (482 amino acids)
Biological process (GO): nuclear-transcribed mRNA poly(A) tail shortening
Cellular component (GO): nucleus; cytoplasm
Molecular function (GO): poly(A)-specific ribonuclease activity; RNA binding; metal ion binding
Source: RefSeq, a predicted model, not a curated record